AUGUCCAACGUCAGCGGUUAUCCAAUGGUUGCUUUUCGCACCAGCGGGCCAGCCGGGACGCCGGUACUUUGGGGUUAUCCACCUGGACUUUCCCUCGUUGACUUGGUUCCAGACGACAUGAAGGCGUUGACACAUCCUCACUGGAAUAAAUUUCCACCUGUCAAUCCAAUGUGGCACUACUUGCUGGGACUCGUCUACAUCCUUCUUGGGGCCAUUUCCAUCACAGGCAAUUCGCUGGUUCUUCAUCUUUUCACGAAAACACAGGAUUUGAGAACUCCAGCCAACAUGUUUGUUGUGAAUUUGGCUUUCUCUGAUCUGUGCAUGAUGAUCUCGCAGUUUCCAAUGUUUGUCCUCAACUGCUUCAACGGAGGAGUUUGGCUUUUUGGGCCUUUCUUGUGUGAAUUAUACGCCUGCACCGGCUCUAUUUUCGGAUUAUGCAGCAUCUGUACAAUGGCGGUCAUCAGCUACGAUCGCUACAACGUAAUCGUCAAUGGGAUGAACGGAAAGCGCAUGACGUACGGUAGAGCCGCUGGUUUUAUCGCGUUCUGCUGGGCAUACGCAAUUGGCUGGAGCAUCCCUCCCUUCAUCGGAUGGGGAAAAUACAUCCCGGAAGGCAUUUUGGAUUCUUGCUCUUUCGAUUACCUUACCCGUGACACGGCAACCGUUUCCUAUACUUGCUCGCUGUUUGUAUCAAAUUACUGCACGCCACUUGCCAUCAUUAUCUUCUGUUAUUACCACAUCGUGGGUGCCAUCUUCCACCACGAAGAAGCUUUGCGUGAGCAAGCAAAGAAAAUGAAUGUCACAUCACUUCGAUCCAAUGCCGACCAGAAUGCCCAAAGCGCUGAGAUUCGUGUCGCCAAAGUUGCCAUGAUUAACAUUUCUCUUUGGGUAAUUAUGUGGACACCGUAUGCGGCCAUCGUUUUACAAGGAGCUGUCGGUAAUCAGGAGAAGAUUACACCUCUGGUUACCAUUUUACCGGCUUUGAUUGCAAAAUGUGCUUCAAUUGCUAACCCCAUCAUCUAUGCUAUUUCUCAUCCAAAAUACCGUCUGGCUUUGCAAGCAGAACUUCCAUGGUUCUGCAUCAAUGAGAAACCAUCGACUGGAGGUCGUGGUGAAGACUCCCAAUCAACAGCUACCAGCAAUACGACUUCGUCAGAUGUGUCUAUACCUUGAGUAAUUAAUGCAAUCCUUAUAUUCUAUGGUACACAAAAUGAUUCGAAAAAUGGCUAAACGAAACCUUCCGGAGCUCCACGAGGAACCUUACGGAACUUUACGAUUCCUGGAAAUGCAAUUAUUAUUAUUAUAUCAUAUUCGAGUUGGAUUGUUAACACACUCUUUCCUGUUUAGUUAACCUGAAAGAUUAUAUAGCUCAUUCUAAUGUAAUCAAGUCAACCUUUAUGUUUGCAAGUUUUACCUGGUGAAAAAUAUAUACAAUAACUGUAAACUA
Daphnia magna is the source of this 1447-nucleotide messenger RNA. RefSeq names its product compound eye opsin BCRH1-like. Gene Ontology annotation, biological process: G protein-coupled receptor signaling pathway; visual perception. The transcript has 6 exons. Gene Ontology annotation, cellular component: membrane. The record is from RefSeq and is a predicted model, not a curated record. Gene Ontology annotation, molecular function: G protein-coupled receptor activity. Lineage: Eukaryota; Metazoa; Arthropoda; Branchiopoda; Diplostraca; Daphniidae. The coding region runs from base 1 to 1173 and encodes 390 amino acids.